This is a messenger RNA of Cylindrotheca closterium, 387 nucleotides long. NCBI's taxonomy places the organism in Eukaryota, Bacillariophyta, Bacillariophyceae, Bacillariales, Bacillariaceae. The record is from the annotation of a GenBank genome assembly.
AUGACCAGCGAGACUGCCAAUAACGACCCAACAAUGGCUGCAAAUGCCACUGCCGCAAAAUCACAAGGAAAGGGGAAAAUGAUGUUGACCAAUGAAGACAUUGAAUUUCUCCUCAGAGACAUUGAGGAAAAGGAGCUGUAUCCAUUUUUCAUGCGCCCCAAAAUUCAACUUUGGGACAAAAACGAGUUCUACGGCAAGGCAGGAGGUGAAAGGAGAGAGUCUUUCAGCCGCUUCCUCACCAGCAAGAUCAGAAGAAAGGGUUUUGGUUGGAAAGAAUACGUUGAUUUGCUGGAUGCACGGGAAGUUGACAACGGAACUUCAAGCCAAGGGAGGGCCAAACGAUGCCAUGGUGAACGACGCUUGUGCUGUUGCGUUUGCUGUGCUUGA